AUGUACUGGUUUGUCGUUCUUUUCUUGGCGAGAACUGUGUAUAGCAAUUCGCAUAAUCCUGAUGGUAAGGUCUUCUUCUACUUAGUGAAAGAAACACCUACUAGAAAAAGGAAAUGUUAAGAUUCUAAGGGCAGCUUCCCAAAUCUACCAUGACCUAAUUAACCGGAAGCGGCGGAGUUGAACCUGGAAUUCUCAUACUAUCCCCAGUUGUGACUGCUAGAAUGGGGCUGCAACGGUCUAAAAAAUGUCAGAAAGGGAUUGAGAGAUGUGAAAGACGGAGGAAUUAUUGCUAGAAAAGCAGGCUUAUUGUGGGGACUGAGCAUGAUGAAAUCUACACUGCAGGUCAGACUAAAUAGGAGAGUGACCUUUGACCGUCGGAUUGAAGUCCCAUCCCCAAGCUUUUUUUUUUUAAUAAAAAAUGAAGAAAAGAAUUUUUUUGCAGAUUGGCUAAUUGAGCUUGCAAAACGCGGCUUCGGCAUGUCCACGGAUGCCUUCCUUAAAUCAGUGAAAAAGUUCCUAGACAGGGAAGUAAGAAUUAUACCAUUUAACAGCCAAUCGCGUUCCUCACCAUACCCCAGUCACUUGCUAUGUUUUAUUUCACGAUGAUAAGCUAUAUACAAGGAUUGGAAUCGAUUGCCAGACUACUUUGCAAGUGCGAGAGAAACUUAUAAGUCGCUUGCCUGUCGAAAUUUGUGUACAAUUACGUUGUUCUUGUUGUGCCGGAUACUGGGCAACAUAGGAACUCUACAAAAAUAUUAAUUUUAUCAUAUUAAGGACUAAAUAGAUUUUCUCUGGGCCAAUUUUCACUGCUCUUGUGGCUAACAAAGUAAAGUUACUGCAAUGUUAAACUGAAGUGUCCGGAUACUGGGCAACAUACUGUUGGGAGUUAUGUUGUCUUCAACUUUCACAUGGUCCGACCAUAUUGAGUAUAUUUCAUGUAAGGUUAAUAAAAACCUUGGUCUUCUACGUAGGAUUAAGUAUUAUUUACCUUAUGAUGCCCGGUUACUUUUUUAUAAUAGCUUAGUGCUACCUAUUUUUGAUUAUGCUGAUUUAGUCUGGGGUGACAAGGACAAUGUCUCACUUAUGAAGGAAUUGCAAAUUCUCCAAAACAAAGCAGCUAAGUUGAUAUUAGAUAGAUCACCUCACUCCUCAUCCACCGAUGCAUUGAUUGUCUUGAGAUGGCUGAGUCUUGAAGAACGUAGGAAAUGUCAUCGAUGUAUAUAUGCAUACAAGUGUAUUAAUGGCCAACUUAAUCAUUCUUUGGACAUUGUAAAAAAGAGUGAUAUACAUUCCUACAAUACGCGCAAUAACGAUACUAUCAAGCUCCCCAAAAUUAAAUAUAAUUGGGGAAAACAACGUUCGCGGUACCACUGUUUCAAAGACUUUAAUGAAUUAGAGAGAACUGUAAGAAACUCAGCAAGUUUUCCAAUUUUUAAGAAGUGUCUUUUUUCUGCUUUUUAUAAUUGAGUACUUGUAGUGUGUAUGUUUUAAUUAUUUCUGUAACUCGAUUUUAGCUUGAAUUUUUUUUUUUUUUUUUUUUUUUUAACCUUUUUAUAUUUUAAUUGUAUUAUAUAAUAUACAUCUCGUAAUUAGGACCUCUAUGUAAACCACUCUUGUGAUGGAGCAUCCUAUUAAAAGAUUGUUAUUAUUAUUAUACUGUACGUACAGGUAGUUCUUAUUCUAUUUUUCAAACAGAAUGAUUUUUAGGGAGAUUAAACUUUUAUAUAUUAUCAUCAUCAUCAUCAUCAUUAUUAUUGAUUAUUAUAUUUAUAAACGAGGAGUGUUUUGUCAGAUAUCUAUACAUGUUUUGAUUGUAAUGUUUAUGAUCCCCUUCUCCUUCAUAUUUCAAGGUUUCAAAAGUUUAUUACCAUGUUUUCUUUUCUUUCUUUUUUUUUUCCUAGCACGUGGUAACUACAGGAUUCUCAAUGAUACUGACCGCAAGAACGAUUACCAUACUCUAAAGAGCGCUGUCCACAAAUACGAUGGCCGCUUGCGAGAGGGCUGGUACAGGUUUAUGGGUGCGGCAGGUAGAAAAAUGCCUUCCCAAGUCGUCCCAAUAUCACGCGGUAGGACGGAUGCAACUGGGUGGCUCAGCGGCAGUCAUCCCACAGCGAAUCAAGGUGCUGUCCGACGCAGAGUGUGUUUUCAUUGGGCUGGACGAGAUAGAAGGCGCAGAAAAUAUGAUAGGCCUUGCAUGUGGUCUCGUUAUAUUCGU
Molecule: messenger RNA, 2215 nt
Organism: Porites lobata
Lineage: Eukaryota; Metazoa; Cnidaria; Anthozoa; Scleractinia; Poritidae
Source: the annotation of a GenBank genome assembly